Messenger RNA from Staurois parvus, 474 nucleotides. The record is from the annotation of a GenBank genome assembly. Lineage: Eukaryota; Metazoa; Chordata; Amphibia; Anura; Ranidae.
AUGGGCCCCUGUACCGCCUCCUCAUGCUGCUGCCAGGCCCGUAAUCUGCCAUGGGCCCCCGUACCGCCUCCUCAUGCUGCUGCCAGGCCCGUAAUCUGCCAUGGGCCCCCGUACCGCCUCCUCAUGCUGCUGCCAGGUCCAGAGUGUCUCAUGGGUCCCUGUACGGCCUCCCAUUGCUGCUGUCUCCAUCGCCACACUCUGCCAUGUGCCACUUUCAGGUCUCCUCACACUGCUGGUGGGUUCCAUUUUGUCAUAGGGUGCUGUAUGGCCUCCCAUUUCUGCUGCCUCCACCGCCACACUGUGGCUCCACACUCUGGUUUUGGCCCCGUGACUGCCCAAAUGAGUGAAGUGUGCGGUGAUUCUAAGAUCGACGGCACUCAUCUGCAUGUCAUACUGACUGACAGUAUUAUUUCUCUUCCCCAGCAGACUCCAAGGGCAUUUAAAUUAAAGGUACAGUGUUCUGCACUAAUAUAA